Molecule: messenger RNA, 567 nt
Organism: Cryptococcus amylolentus CBS 6039
Lineage: Eukaryota; Fungi; Basidiomycota; Tremellomycetes; Tremellales; Cryptococcaceae
Exons: 2
Coding region: 46-420 (124 amino acids)
Biological process (GO): mitochondrial respiratory chain complex IV assembly
Cellular component (GO): mitochondrion
Source: RefSeq, a predicted model, not a curated record
CUUGCAUUCCAAAACCAGCUCUGCUAUCCUCCAACACCCUGCGCAAUGUCUGUAGCAGCCAAAACAUUUUUCGGAGCCGCCGUAGCCGCUUCAGCCGGCACAGUCUGGGGCGUCCACUACCUCCAAAAAUGGGAGUACGAUAACAUGGGCCAAGGUAUCAUCAAAGACGAGGCCCGUCUCGCCGCCAAAGCUGCCGCUGCCUUGAAACUUGAAGCUUCAUCCCCGCCCGUGACACAACCAGCCCCCACGAUCGACCCCGAGUGCACCACCUGCGUCGUCUCCCCGCCGCCUCAGCUGCUCGAGGCGCAAUCGGCCGAGUCCAGGGCCAAGGAGAGAGAAGGCAGAAGGAGAGAGUAUGAAGAUCAAAAGUUGUUGGCGGAUAGGUUGACUGGCCAGGUAGAGGCGGAGAAGAGGGUGUAGUCGACCCUGCAAAAGGGCCGCAAGGCAGAGCCCUAUGCGCUGUAUCGGAUUGUUCAGAUUGUACGAAUACCCAGCAUUAUAAUUGUACCCUAGUCAUCAUCAAUGCACCACUCACAUGGUCUGACUCCUUGUCGACCGACAUUGGGC